AUGCCCUUUAACUUAUCAACUCGGUCUCCAUCGCUGAAACAGAUCUGCCGACAGUACGAGAAGCCGUUGGUUCUACAGUUAUGCCGCCUUGUACGGGGCUUCACGCACCCGGCAUCGUACUUCGCGGGCGACAGGAACCCAUCCUCGAGCAAGAAUCGCCGCCACAGUCGGGGCACCAGCGGGGGAAGUCGGCAAGACUUAGCUCUAUUCUCGGUGGACGAGUUCAGCGCAGAAAUGGAUAGUCUCCUGGAGAUUACACUUCGCUCGAGGGUCAUCGAAAAGCUGUCGGUGGCCCUUGAUGCGUGCCUCUUCUCUACACAAUCUGGCCAGGGGGCGUGUCCAAGGAUGAACGAGGAUGGAACAGCAAAGGAAGAGAACCACUGGGACGGCAACAGAAGUCUGGACAGCAUAGCCAGGGCCGACGGUAACGGUGGCUGUGGCAAACAUGAGAAAAGCCGAGUACCGUUAGAGGACAGCGACCACCUUGCGGUGCACUCUGUGCACAUCUUCAUGCAGAACCUGUACCACUACGCUACACAAAACACGGUGCGGUGCAACUUCAGCUCGACUUUUGUGUCACAGUCUGCGAACGGAUGGGUUGACGAAGGAACUAGCGCCAUAGGUCAGGAAGAGGGAGAGGACGAUCGUAGACACCGCAAGGCCGGAGUCGAGGCUGCGCUGGCCCAAGGGAUUGCGUCAAGCUUGAGAACUUUGGUCAUUGCGUCAUUUCGCGCCCCCCCAAAUAAGUUCGUCCUAGGUGAGGCCAACAUGGAAGAUAAAGCAAGUAGAACAUUGGGAGACAUUCUCCAAGAGAAUACGGAACGAAGCGGGGUCGUGCUUGUUCCCAUAAUGAACCGUACACCACCAAUUGUGGUCUGGGGAAAACGGGAGAAAUCAUUGUUACCUUUGGUAGAUCACAUUGCAGGACUGAUGCAGAGACUCAAUCCCACCGGGUCCCUACUGCGAGCCCGGCCGUUUGUUGCCCGGCACGACUACAUCUUCACCCUGCUGUGCCUCUUGAACGUCAACAUGGGCGCCCUUAACAACGGCGCUCUAUUAGUAGGGAACGGGGAGUCAAUGAGAGUCGCAGAGGAAGACAGGGCCACGGCUACGAGCGUUAUCGGAGAAACAGCCAUGGAUUUUUCCUUGGAGAUGGUGCUGGCGCAGGGCUUGAUGGACGAUAUGGCAGGGGUGUUUCAGGAGAUGUCUCCGGAAGCUAAACGCCGUGUGGUGCAGAGGGUAACCAAGUCGGGAGCCUUACCAGUCUCCCGCGACGCCCCGGGCUACUCGGCGGUCCUCAAACUGUUGGGGGUCACGGAUUCCAGCCUAGACUGUGGCGAACAGGGGGCGAUUUCGACCGGAAAUACUGGAAGGGCAGGUGAAGCUUCUAUUGCGCAGUCAGGAGUCGCGAGGAGCGUUUUUUCAAACAGGACCAGGGUCGCUUGGGGCGGUCAUCCAAGCAACUGCAUUUCUGUGGUGAAUGGGGACCUAAUGAAGAUGGGUGUUGAUUGCGAGACGUGCGUAACGUGCCGGUGGCCAGAGAGUAAAAGCUGCCGGGAGGGAGAGGACUGGGCGUCCGAUCGCAAGUCGGCCAAGAACGAGGCGGAGGCAAGGGCGCGAACGCUCAGCAGAGCAUCCACGACAGGCGUAGAAAGCGCCGUCAACAUUAAAGCCGAACGAAAAGCGGCCGGAAAUGGAAAGACCUUCGUGCCCACCGAGCGCGACCAUAAGUUACAGAUACAUCACGAGGAGGGUGGAAAAUCAGGGCAUUCGGUUGGGAAGAUAAGCGGUGGUGAAGCAAAGGUCGACAAAGCCGCUGUAUCGGGGCAUGGAGGGCAGGGGGAAGACAAGGGUGUGGGAAGAGGGCUCGCGUCUCUUGGAGAUCUACCCUCGCUCGGGAGGAGAACUGACCCUGGCACCCUAGCGGACCUUAAGCAGCAAAGGGUCAGAGUGAAUCUCGGUCUUCCAAGGAACGCCGUGUCAUCGAGGCUCAAAGCAGCCUGUGACGGAAGCCAUGCGGACGGCUCUCGGACUGCCAGAUUGUCGAGAGGCCACAAUGAUGGCAGGGUUGAUGGUAAUGGGUGGGCAGGCGGAGAAUCUUGGAGCGAGGGUUCUGGGGAUGAAGGUGCACGAGAUGCGGGAGGCCCGAAACGUGGGCGGAAGGAGAGAUCCGGGAGCCGCAGGGAGGGCAACGGAGCCGAUGGAAUGCCCAAAGAGUUCCUGUGCGCCAUCAACGGCCACAUGAUGAAGCUGCCGGUCAGGUCGCCACACGGGCAUGUGUUCGAGCUUUCUACCAUCUUACUGUGGCUUGAAUCCAGGGGGCGGGUGUGUCCGUUUUCCGGAAAGCCGUUGAGCAAAGAGGAGCUGGUACCCGAAGAAGAGCUGAGAACACGGAUAAUGCGGUGGCGCAUAGAAAAAACUGAUGUCGGCAUUGACCGUCGCGGGCUUGAGGACGACGAUAUCUACGACUUUUGA
Ectocarpus sp. CCAP 1310/34 is the source of this 2475-nucleotide messenger RNA. The record is from the annotation of a GenBank genome assembly. Lineage: Eukaryota; Phaeophyceae; Ectocarpales; Ectocarpaceae.